This is a messenger RNA of Micropterus dolomieu (smallmouth bass), 2763 nucleotides long. RefSeq names its product solute carrier family 20 member 1a (gene slc20a1a). Lineage: Eukaryota; Metazoa; Chordata; Actinopteri; Centrarchiformes; Centrarchidae. The transcript is spliced from 11 exons. The record is from RefSeq and is a predicted model, not a curated record. Gene Ontology annotation, molecular function: phosphate transmembrane transporter activity. Gene Ontology annotation, cellular component: membrane. Gene Ontology annotation, biological process: phosphate ion transmembrane transport. The coding region runs from base 486 to 2387 and encodes 633 amino acids.
CAGUGGUCCCAUGACAGAAGGCGUGUUUUCAACCAGCUCAAUAUAUAAACCAACCUCCAACAGGAUCCUCAAAACACUGCAGACUGGUCCUUUGACAAAAAACAUUCUCUGGCCUUGCAUAAAGCUGCUGAGGCUGGUUCUCACCUGAUCGCAGGACACGCACAGUGCAGUGGACCCAAACACGCUUUCACUUCGGUCUCACGUUGUGUAUCAUCAGAGGCUCGUUUUCACAAUGGAUGUCUCCCCAGUCUCUAUACCCUGUCAUUUUAUGAUGAAGCCUACAGACAAAUCCUGCAUACCAAGCUCACUAAACAUUUUCAUUUCUUCCCAUUAGCACUUUUAGUACUGAACCAAAGGGUUCUUUAAUCAAUUUGUUGUAUAAAUUUAUUUAUAAAUACAUAUUACCUCAUAAGUCACUGUCAGACCACAAUAGAUUAGCUUGGUUUAAUUCUGAUUGUUUUAAUUUAAUUAAAUUGUAAGUAAUCAUGGAUACAACUACACUAGCGACCCUGGCUGCUGCCACCACCGUGGCUGUGGCCUCUCAGUCUGACAUGUCAGGCUACUUGUGGCUGUUGAUAUUAGGCUUUAUAAUUGCCUUCAUCCUGGCGUUCUCUGUGGGGGCCAAUGAUGUGGCCAACUCCUUCGGUACUGCAGUUGGCUCCGGAGUGGUCACCAUGCGCCAGGCCUGCAUCCUGGCUACUAUCUUUGAGACAGUGGGCUCAGUGCUGCUGGGGGCCAAAGUUAGUGAGACCAUCCGACAGGGGAUUAUUGACGUACGGAUGUACAACGGCUCCGAACACGUCCUGAUGGCAGGAUCGAUUAGUGCAAUGUUUGGCUCUGCUGUGUGGCAGCUGGUGGCAUCAUUCCUGAAGCUCCCCAUUUCUGGAACACAUUGUAUUGUUGGAGCCACAAUUGGCUUCUCCAUGGUAGCCAGAGGUCACCAAGGGGUCAAAUGGAUGGAGAUAUUGCGCAUUGUGGCUUCCUGGUUCCUGUCACCUGUGCUGUCAGGCAUCAUGUCAGGAAUCCUCUUCUAUUUUGUUCGCAAAUUCAUUCUGAACAAGGCUGACCCUGUACCCAAUGGCCUCAGAGCUCUUCCUAUCUUCUACGCCAUCACUAUGGGCAUCAACCUCUUCUCCAUCAUGUUUACAGGAGCACCUCUGCUGGGUUUUGACAGAGUGCCAUGGUGGGGUACACUGUGCAUUUCGCUGGGCUCUGCCUUUGUCACAGCUUUGGUCGUUUGGUUCGUUGUCUGUCCCCGCCUCAAGAAGAAAAUCAAACGUGGAACUGCUGCUGCUCCCUGUGAAACUCCACUGAUGGAGAAGAACUCCAGCAAAGCGCCACCACCAGAGCAGCCCUCAAUACCUUGUGAUCCUCAACCCCAGGCUCCACCAGCAAACAGUCAAAAGGUUGCUUUCAAACUUGGCGGCUCAGAGGAAGCUGAUCUGGACAACAAUGACAUGGAGACUAAAGACUUGGAUAUCAGCAAUGGUCUGAAUGGCACUGUUGGCCCCAUGAUGAUCACUGAUCCUCACAGUGGAAGGUCCCACACAAUCCACAAAGAUUCUGGCCUUUACAAAGACCUGCUACACAAGCUUCACAUGGCUAAGGUUGGUGACUGCAUUGGUGACAGUGAUACAGAAGAGCGGCCCAUCAGGAGGAACAACAGCUAUACCUCCUACACCAUGGCCAUUUAUGGCAUUCAAGGAGAUCCUAAAUAUAAGGACGUGGAUGGUGAGCUGCAGAGAAGAUCGAGGGUGGACAGUUACAGCAGCUACAGCUCAGCGGUGACCAGCGAGAGUGCAGUCCAGGAUGGGUGUGUGACUCAGGAAAGUGGCAAGGACCUUGCUCUGGAAGAGGAUGAACUGGAGGUCGACCAACCAGCUGUUGCGUUGCUUUUCCAGUUCCUGCAGAUACUCACUGCAUGCUUUGGCUCCUUUGCUCAUGGAGGGAAUGAUGUCAGUAAUGCGAUAGGUCCACUGGUGGCUCUCUGGCUUUUGUAUGAGAGCGGCUCUGUGGCAUCCAGUGCACCAACACCCAUUUGGUUGCUUCUUUAUGGCGGCGUGGGCAUUUGCGCUGGACUCUGGGUAUGGGGACGAAGAGUGAUCCAGACCAUGGGCAAAGACCUUACACCCAUUACACCCUCCAGUGGAUUCAGCAUUGAGCUAGCUUCAGCUAUCACAGUAGUCGUGGCAUCCAAUAUCGGUCUUCCUGUCAGCACAACCCACUGCAAGGUAGGAUCUGUGGUGGCCGUGGGAUGGCUGCGCUCCAGGAAAUCAGUUGACUGGCUUCUGUUCAGGAACAUCUUCAUCGCCUGGUUUGUUACAGUUCCUAUCUCUGGGCUGAUCAGUGCUGCCAUCAUGGCUCUCUUCAUAUAUGUGGUCCUGUGAACCUCCCACUGACCAGAUACACUCAUACUACACCUGACGGACUGCUACCAACAGCUUUUGUUUCACUGACGGAUAAAACUGUGACAGUAAACAUGUUGGUCUCUGUUAAUGAUGUUUAGACUAUUAUUGAGUGUUAAAUGAAGGUCAAGCCAAUUAUGUUAUCUCACGGGAAUGUUUCCAUGAAUGAUGUAGGAUCUAAUAACACUGUUAAAAUAUCCAGAAGUCUGUGAUCUUGUAUAUUCGUAUGUAUAUUUGUAUAAAAGCAAUAUGUACUAAAAAUCAAAACAUUACAUUUUAACUACAAAAGACCAAUGAACAGUUAUAUGCAAUGUUUGUGUAUUUGUAUGUAAUAAAACAACGAAUAGUUUGAUUUGAA